AUGGCGACAAGCGGGGCAUACAUUGACAAAGGUCCUUCUAUAGACUGGAGCACGGAUGACAACAUAUAUGGCCGCUUUAAAAUGUGGAAGCAAAGAUGGGAACUGCUACUCACGGGCCCGAUGGCAACAAUGUCAGAAGAAGUGAAAUGUAAACAUUUGUUAUACUGGUCUGGCGAACGUGGCAUGGAGCUAUUCAACAGUUGGGACUUGUCAGCAGAAGAUCAGAAAAAGCUAGUCAAUUAUUGGGAGAAAUUUGAAAACUACGCAAAGCCGCAUUCAAAUGAACUGCUUGCAGUUUGGGAACUGCAUAACCUUCGGCAAGGUAUGUUAUCUCUUGAAGAUUUUAUCACUAAACUAAGGAUUCUCAUUAAAGAAGCAAACUACCCAGCCGAACACUAUGAUCGAUUCCUUAGAGACUUCUUAGUCCUCGGAAUUAAUUCUGAUCGUGUUCGAAAAGAUUGUUUUAAGGAAGGGAACACCCUGACAUUUAGCAAAGCCAGGGAAAUGGCAAAAACCGAUGAGUCGGCAGAAAGACAACUGCAAUUAAUGAAUGCUAGUGAAGUAAAUAACAUUGCAUCAAUUAGGGACAAAAGAUAUCAAAACCGAAGAAAUCAAGUUAGACAUAACCCUAGGUCUGGGCAACAGUGUAGGAACUGCGGUCGGGGAUCACAUUCUCAAGAUCAGUGUCCUGCCAAAAACAUGACAUGCCACUACUGUCAGAAAGUAGGACACUUUGCUAAAGUAUGUUUGGCAAAGUUAAGGAAUAAGAAUGUACAUGAAGUUGAAGCCAUUGCUGAUAAUAUACAACAAAAUCAGCUGCAAUCACCUCGUGUGGGAGAGGAACAAUUUGUAUUCCUAGGACCAAUUGUUGCCACACCUUUGGCUGCUCAAGUGCAUAGUGUGUCAUGCAAGGAGAAAGCAUUAUUAGAAGUUUCUAUUUCCCUGAAUAAUGAAGGGAUGCAAUCGCAUGUUGUAUGCAAAAUAGAUUCUGGUGCCGAGACAAAUAUUUUGCCCAUGUCCAUAUAUCAACAGUUGAAACAUGAAUCACAUAAGUUAGGAAAGCCUACAAUGAAAUUGACGGCUUAUGGUGGGGCUGAACUACCAAACCUGGGAUCAUGCUUUGUCUUUGUAAAG
Molecule: messenger RNA, 1134 nt
Organism: Paramuricea clavata
Lineage: Eukaryota; Metazoa; Cnidaria; Anthozoa; Malacalcyonacea; Plexauridae
Source: the annotation of a GenBank genome assembly